Salvelinus namaycush (lake trout) is the source of this 1987-nucleotide messenger RNA. RefSeq names its product oxidoreductase HTATIP2-like. The record is from RefSeq and is a predicted model, not a curated record. The coding region runs from base 117 to 830 and encodes 237 amino acids. Gene Ontology annotation, cellular component: cytoplasm. NCBI's taxonomy places the organism in Eukaryota, Metazoa, Chordata, Actinopteri, Salmoniformes, Salmonidae. The transcript has 6 exons. Gene Ontology annotation, biological process: import into nucleus.
CGCUGAUCUGUUAUGAAACUGCUGGAAAGGAGCUGGGGUAAAGCUAUUUGCUUUUCACUGUCAUUGCAGCCGUUUUACACCAUCUAGAAAACUGCGAACGGACGAUAUAUACCAGGAUGGCACACGACCUGAAAACACUGGCAGAGGACUUCAGACAGAAGAAUAAAAGUUGUUUUAUCCUUGGUGUCUCUGGAGAGACAGGCAAAGAGUUACUCAAAGAGAUUGUGGAGAUGAAGCUCUUCUCGAAGAUCACUGUCAUCGGAAGGCGGCAGCUCACAUUUGAAGACGAAGCGUAUGAGAACCUGGUGCAGGAGGUGGUGGACUUUGAGAAACUGAGUGACUAUGCUGCAGCAUUCCAAGGGCAUGAUGUUGGCUACUGCUGCCUGGGAACGACCAAAGCCAAAGCCGGGGCUGAUGGAUUCAUCCGUGUUGACCAUGACUAUGUCCUGAAGUCAGCGGAGCUCGCCAAGGCAGGAGGCUGCUCACACUUCAACCUCGAGUCUUCUAAAGGGGCUGACAAAACCAGUGGUUUUCUCUAUCUCAAAGUGAAGGGACAAGUGGAGGCAGACAUUGAGCCGUUGGGCUUCGAGAGGUACUCCAUCUAUCGCCCUGCGGUGCUGAUGGUCGACAGGCAGGAGAGCCGGCCUGCCGAAUGGUUUGCCAGGAAGGUCCUGGGCCCUAUUUCCUCCAUGUUUCCCACAGCGAUGUCCAUCCCCAUCCAAUCGGUGACCAGGGCCAUGGUGGCCAACACACUGAUCCCUGCAGGGGAGAAAGUGGAGAUCCUGGAGAAUAAAGCCAUCUAUGACUUGGGGAAGGCCCCAGAGAAAUGAGGGACAGGGAAGAGGGAAGGUGUGUCUCAAUAGCUUCAUUUCCUCAUCCCCUUUCCUCCAUAAACCACUGAUGUGGUUGUACCGCCACUGUUCUGUCUGGACAUGACAUGUGAGAGCAAUGUCAAGGGAAACUCUAUCCAGUCCUUUCACCCAUCAGUGAUAAUGAAGGAAAGGUCUUGAGGAAAUUUGAGUAUUGGGAACUCCGCCAGAGACUGGCGGUGAAGUGUGUUGUGCUACUGCCAUUUCAUGUGAUGGUGCUUCUUCUUCAUGACAAUAUAUUUUCUACUAACGACUUCCUUUGAAAGCAUGGAGGAGGGUUGACGACAAGUAUAAAGUUGAAUUUCUAGAGCAAUGCAGAUGCUCUCAGAGCACAUGGUUAAGCAUUAAAAGCUUCGUUGGCUUCAACUUGAGGUUCCUUUCAACCAUGAUAGUCAACACGGUAGCUAGCUCUCAAGUCCUAAAAAAACAUAGACUUUGCCUGCUUGAGCAGGUGUUGUUGAAUGUCUCGGUUUCUCUGUGGGAAUGAGUCCAAAGGGGAAUAUUUCCUUAUGAAAAGUGCAAUUUUUAAAGCUCUUCAUGGGUAAUGCAAAUAAGAUAUGAUUGGGAAAUGAUGAUGUAAUUAUGAAUACGGAAAUAUGCCUUCUGUUGUCUUUGUAUCCCAAGUGCUCUUUCCGAGUGCAGACUAUUUUUGUGGUCAACAAGGAGUUGGCUGAAGAGGAAACGGACUGGCACAGAGGCUAGAAUCGGUUUAAUAUAUUAGGUGAAGAGGGAAAUGUAUUGGACUGGUUCUUCUGUGUCCAUUAACUCAAAACGGUUUAGUUAGUAGAAGCUCUUUCAUCCAGCCUACAACGUUCAUGCUGUUUUAUGUAAGACCACAUCCUUAACCACUUUGAAAAAUGAUGCACUUACUUGAAGCGAGAGUUUAUUUUCCACAAGACUGAACCAUUGGAGAGGGAUUUUAAAGGCAAUAUGUCUGACUUGUCUUUGAUCACUUUUGUUUUCUGAGCAACGCUAAGCAUGUAAUUGAAUCAGGGGUAAUGUUGUGCAUACUCACAUUGACUUGGAUUUUUAUACAUUUUAAUUGUGGCGUUAUGUAAAUGCUAUGUAUUUAAGUGGUCUAUGCUUCUGUGUUACAUUAAACAACGAUGUAGUGGGCA